Messenger RNA from Cladophialophora carrionii CBS 160.54, 1143 nucleotides. RefSeq lists its product as uncharacterized. Lineage: Eukaryota; Fungi; Ascomycota; Eurotiomycetes; Chaetothyriales; Herpotrichiellaceae. The record is from RefSeq and is a predicted model, not a curated record. The coding region runs from base 1 to 1143 and encodes 380 amino acids. The transcript has a single exon.
AUGCACCUCACCAAUUUCCUGCAGACCGCGUUCCAGGGGUUGCUCUUCUCCACACCAGACAGUGACCUACAACCCGGCAACAUGCGAGCAAGCUCCAGCCUCCAUCUGGCGACAUCUCUUACAGCUGCCUUGUCUUCGGCGCCCGCCGUUCCAGCAUCGUCAAAUGGUCUGGUGGUCACUUCCGCCCCCACGACGGCUCAGCCCUAUGUUCUGCCGAAUCUGCAAGGCCAAGCCAUUGACUUUGGUGGCUUGAUCAUCCGCACGCUUGUCCCCAACACCACGACGGGCGGAGCCUUCUCACUCGUCGGGGUCAACUCAGGCCCGGCACCCCUAAACCUGAUCCAUCAUCACAAAGAAGUCGAGGCAUUCUACACCCUCAAGGGCAGCGUGCAGGUGUUCCACAAUGCCGACACCGGUCGAGAGCUGCGUGCCAAUGACUUUGUAUUCCUUGCUCCUGGUAACAACCAUACCUAUCGACCCAAUGACCUGGAUUUCCAACUUACUCUCGGUAUGGCUCCUGGCGGCAUCGAUCAGUUCUUCGCCGCGGCUGGGAACUCCUACGAUUCGCAUGCACCCUUCAACCCAGAAGGCUCUCCACAGCUCAACGUCACCAAGGUUCUAGGGCUGAUGCCACAGUACAAUAUUGUGCCUGAGCCGUUCAACACCAUCAAUAUGGACUGGGUGAAUGGCACCACGCCCAACGGCUUGAGUACCUGGCAUGUCGCCGACCAAUCUUUACCAGACGACCCCCGCCAAGCUUACUUCAUCUCCAGCAACCGCGGCCCCAAAUACCUGCAUCGAAGAAGCGGUCAAGUUGUUGCCCAGCUGGCGUCCAUGAAUCAGACGAACAACAAAUUGAGCGUCUCCACAAUUGCCAUGAAGCCAGGUUGCAAGCAGUCGCAAGUGACCUUUGCCGUGGACCAAGCAUUCCAGGUGACAGAAGGCCGGUUGGAUUUGGAGAUUGACGGCGAGUCAGCACAACUGAUUUUCGGCGACCUCGCUUUCAUUCCGAAGAACACCACCUUCACAUACUGGUCCACUGUCGGUUUCACCAAAGUCGUGAACUGGGCCGCUGGACCUGGUCUUGCUGAGCUACUGAUCUCAGACGCCGAGCACUGGUCUUACGGUGUUUGGCCUGCCUAA